Molecule: messenger RNA, 924 nt
Organism: Pieris rapae (cabbage white)
Lineage: Eukaryota; Metazoa; Arthropoda; Insecta; Lepidoptera; Pieridae
Product: probable pseudouridine-5'-phosphatase
Exons: 6
Coding region: 235-924 (229 amino acids)
Molecular function (GO): phosphatase activity
Source: RefSeq, a predicted model, not a curated record
ACAAUGUAUGUCAUAAAUUUAUCACGACGUCCAUAAAAAGCUCACCUAAAAAUGUUAAAGUAACAAUUUAAAUCAACAAUUAUCUCACAAAUAAGAAGAAAAACAAAAAAAAAUGCUUACGUUAAGUCGACUGAAGAAGUAUGCAAAUUUUUUACUAUACACGACGAGUUCUCCUUUCUAGAAGGGGUACGAUUUCAACACAAAUUUCAUAAAGUGACGCAUUGUCUUUUUGAUAUGGAUGGUACUGUUUUAAAUUCAGAAAUAAUGUACCAUAAAAUGAUCAAACAGAUAUGCGAUAAAUAUAACAGAAAAUACCCAAAGGAUUUACAAAUAAAGUUAUAUGGAGAGACGGAUAAAGCAAUUUGCACCACAGUGGUGAGAGAACUAAAGUUACCGGUCUCUCCUGAUGAAUUUGAACGCCAAAUGAAUGAGUUGGCUCAAAAAGUUUUGCCAGGUGCACCGUUACUAAAAGGCGCUGAAAGAUUGCUAACCCAUCUACACGACCAUAAGAUUCCGAUGGCGCUAGCUACGAAUGCUACGGAGCAAGCUGUAAGGUUGCAAGCAACAGCUCGACCUAAACUAUUCGGCUUGUUCCAGCAUAAGGUAAGCGUCACAGACCCAGAAGUGUACCGGGGUAAGCCACAACCGGACAUAUAUUUGGUGGCCGCUUCACGAUUCCCAGAUAAGCCGAAACCCAAGGAGUGUCUUGUUUUUGAAGACUCGGCUAUUGGGGUACUAGCGGCGAAAGAAGCAGGAAUGCAGGUUGUAAUGAUCCCGGAUUCGCGUCUCGACCGCGAUCAAACUCGUCAGGCAACACUAGUGAUCAAAACGCUUUUGGACUUCAAACCAGAACUGUUCGGCUUGCCACCGUUUCAAGAUGGCCCGAGACCAAUGGAUCGUGUUGAAAAAUUAAAAGAAAUAUAA